AUGCCGAGCAUGGAAAAAAAUCUCUUCAAUUUGAAGUUUGCUGCUAAAGAACUCCAAAGAAAUUCCAAAAAAUGUGACAAAGAGGAAAAACUAGAAAAGGCCAAAGUCAAGAAGGCCAUCCAGAAGGGCAACAUGGAGGUUGCCAGGAUCCACGCAGAGAACGCCAUCAGACAGAAGAACCAGUCUGUGAACUUCCUGAGGAUGAGCGCCCGGGUAGACGCGGUGGCAGCCAGAGUCCAGACGGCCGUCACGAUGAACCAGGUCACAAAGUCCAUGGCAGGAGUAGUGAAAGGCAUGGAUUCUACUCUGAAGAGUAUGAAUCUUGAAAAGAUCUCAGCUCUCAUGGACAAAUUUGAGCAUCAGUUUGAAACUCUGGAUGUUCAGACUGCCCAGAUGGAGGACACCAUGAGCAGCACAACCACUCUCACAACACCACAGAACCAAGUGGAGUCUUUGCUACAUGAAAUGGCCGACGAAGCCGGUUUGGACUUGAACAUGGAGCUCCCUCAAGGGCAGACGGGCUCAGUGGGAACCAGCGUGGCCUCUGCAGAACAGGACGAACUGUCUCAAAGACUCGCCAAACUCAGAGAUCAGAUGUAG
Messenger RNA from Menidia menidia (Atlantic silverside), 600 nucleotides. NCBI's taxonomy places the organism in Eukaryota, Metazoa, Chordata, Actinopteri, Atheriniformes, Atherinopsidae. The record is from the annotation of a GenBank genome assembly.